Messenger RNA from Spirodela intermedia, 75 nucleotides. The record is from the annotation of a GenBank genome assembly. NCBI's taxonomy places the organism in Eukaryota, Viridiplantae, Streptophyta, Magnoliopsida, Alismatales, Araceae.
AUGUGCCGCGCAAUAGAACCACUGCUCUUACAGAAGUGCGGGGGACGGGAACCAUUUCUCUUGCGCCCUCCAUAG